UUAGAGGCUGAAAACAGGAAAAAAAAACAUUUCUGAACUAAUGGACUGCAGACAUAGUACAGGAGAUGACCAGAGACUGCAGACAGUGCAGGGAUGACCAGAGACUGCGGACACAGUGCAGGGAUGACCAGAGACUGCGGACAGUACAGGAGAUGACUGCUGACCUUUGGGGAGGUGGGGAGCGGGUACCUGAAUUUGACAGGUACCCGCUCUUACUUCCGCAGAGUUUUUUUUUUUUAUCUUACCUGUUCCUCUAUCCAGCCACACGCGGUCUUCCCGGCUUCUGUAGUGUGGGCGCUUGUCGGACAGCCGGAUGCCCAGUGCGCAUGCGCGAGAAGCGAUGCGCUUUGUGAUUGGUCCGGCGGCUUCUGGGAUCUGUCAU
Staurois parvus is the source of this 382-nucleotide messenger RNA. Lineage: Eukaryota; Metazoa; Chordata; Amphibia; Anura; Ranidae. The record is from the annotation of a GenBank genome assembly.